AGCGAUCAUCGUGAUCCCCCCAUGACCUGGGAAAAUCGAGUUCUAAGCGAUCCUCGGAUCCCCCCUUUUUCUGUCAAAAAGACUGUGUUUCUAAGGAGAUGUUAAUAUUAAGGUCGAUCUUGCUUAUCUUACUUUUUUUUAUAUUCAUCAACUGUCGCGUACCAAGAGAAGAAAUUUAAAGAGAAGAUGCAAAAUAUCCGUCAAAUAUGCCCUGAAGGUGCGCAGUGGCUUGAUCAACAUGACCUUGAAAUGUGGACUUUUCAUAAGGACGGAGGUCACAGAUGGGGUAUUGCCAUAACAAACUCAAGCGAGAGUAUCAACAACGUCUACAGGGAAUGUCGUGCACUCCCCAUCUCUGCAAUUGUUGAGAUGACAUUCUGGAAAACAAACGGAUGGUUCGUCAACCGUCUCCAUUGGUGUGAGAAGAGGGAGGCACAAGGAAAUAUACAUUCCGAUUAUGCCACAAAAAUAAUGGAAAAAGAUAAUCGGAAAAGCUCUCGUCACACAGUCACUGUGAUGAACCGAAAUGCUGGCGAGUAUUCGGUCGAGACUAGGCACUGGGAGGAUGGGAGACGUGGGGGACAUCGCCAUGAAGUCACCGUCAACUUUAGGACUAAAAAAGGGGCGUGCUCUUGUCAGAAGUAUCAGGGUAGAGGAAUACCAUGUUCCCAUGCAAUGGCUGUAAUAAAGCACAGGAGCAAAGACCCUCGUCAUUUCGUCAGUUCGUUCUUCAACAUUGACUCACAAAAGAGCAGUUAUUGUACUAGUUUCCGUGCAUUGCCGGAUGAAGCUUACUGGCCAGUUUAUGAGGGUAUGGUCAUCAUUCCACCAAUCGGUCUUAGGCAGGAAACAGGGCGCCCGCGGGUAAAAAGGAUUCCAAAUGAAAUGGAUCAAAGUGGAAGACCACCGCGAGGGCCAAGGCGGUGUUCCAUAUGCAAAUUACCCGGUCAUGAUAAACGAAAAUGUCCCGGACCAAUUGGUCCUCAAAAUGCAGGGCCCGAUGUGGUGAACCCGGAUAAUGGCGCUUAGAUUGAUUUCAUGCGUUUGUUCCAUCUUUGUGUAUUAAUUUCAAUGGUUACUCUACUUGUAUUUGUGUGCUUAAAUGACAUUGGAGCUUUGCACAAUUAACAAAAUUUGGUGCAAUUUUCCAUCUUUUUGAAUAAAACACAUCACGAACACAAACACACUACAUGAAAAACUAAAAAAUAACUUCAACUAAAAACACCAUUGUUCAACUUAAUUUAAACAAAACAUAACUUGAAAUAAACACAUUACAUGAAA
Linum trigynum is the source of this 1281-nucleotide messenger RNA. The record is from the annotation of a GenBank genome assembly. Lineage: Eukaryota; Viridiplantae; Streptophyta; Magnoliopsida; Malpighiales; Linaceae.